This is a messenger RNA of Cajanus cajan (pigeon pea), 1567 nucleotides long. It is a transcript of the gene SOX, whose product is annotated as sulfite oxidase. The record is from RefSeq and is a predicted model, not a curated record. Gene Ontology annotation, molecular function: molybdopterin cofactor binding; heme binding; molybdenum ion binding. Gene Ontology annotation, biological process: sulfur compound metabolic process. Gene Ontology annotation, cellular component: mitochondrion. NCBI's taxonomy places the organism in Eukaryota, Viridiplantae, Streptophyta, Magnoliopsida, Fabales, Fabaceae.
CUUAACCGUCACUAAGUUGGUGGAACAACACUCCACGAGCACAUAAGCCACAAACAUUAUUAUUCUAGAUUACGACCCUCACACACACAGCGCACCAUCAUCGCCUUGCUUCGCAUUCACCGAACGAAAAUGCCAGGCCUCACAGCACCCGCCGAUUACUCCCAAGAGCCUCCGCGCCACCCUUCUCUUCUGAUCAACGCCAAGGAGCCUUUCAACGCGGAGCCACCGCGCGCGGCGUUGGCGGCGUCGUACGUGACGCCUUCCGAUUUCUUUUACAAGAGGAAUCACGGUCCGAUUCCCGUCGUCGAGGACGUGAACAGAUACUCCGUGUUCGUCUCCGGUUUGGUGGAGCGUCCCAAACAGCUCUUUAUGAAGGAUAUCUGGAAGCUUCCAAAGUAUAAUGUGACCGCCACGUUGCAGUGUGCAGGUAAUCGAAGGACUGCUAUGAGCAAGACUAGAACAGUGAAGGGAGUUGGCUGGGAUGUUUCUGCUAUUGGAAAUGCUGUUUGGGGUGGUGCCAAAUUGUCUGAUGUUCUUGAACUCGUUGGAAUUCCAAAGUUGACUAGUGUCACUCAAUUUGGUGGAAGACAUGUUGAGUUUGUAAGCGUUGACAAGUGCAAGGAGGAAAAUGGAGGCCCAUACAAAGCUUCAAUACCACUCAGUCAGGCCACAAAUCCUGAAGCAGAUGUUCUGCUAGCUUAUGAAAUGAAUGGUGAACCUCUUAACAGGGAUCAUGGGUUUCCAUUGCGAGUGGUUGUUCCUGGUGUCAUUGGAGCACGGUCUGUUAAAUGGCUGGAAAAUAUCAAUAUCAUUGAAGAAGAGUGCCAGGGUUUCUUCAUGCAAAGGGACUACAAAAUGUUUCCGUCAUCGGUGAAUUGGGAUAAUAUUAAUUGGUCAACCAGGAGACCACAAAUGGAUUUCCCAGUUCAGUGUGUUAUAUGCUCUCUAGAAGAUGUGAGCACAAUAAAGCCUGGGAAGGUAAAAAUUAGCGGUUAUGCUGCAUCAGGAGGUGGUAGAGGCAUUGAGAGAGUAGAUGUGUCUGUUGAUGGAGGUAAAACAUGGAUGGAAGCCUCAAGAUUUCAGAAAAGUGGUGUUCCCUAUAUAGCAGAUGAUGCCAGCAGUGACAAAUGGGCAUGGGUGCUGUUCGAGGUCACAGCUGAUAUUCUUCACAGCACCGAGAUUAUUGCAAAAGCGGUAGAUUCUGCUGCAAAUGUCCAACCUGAAAAAGUUGAGGACAUUUGGAACCUCAGAGGGAUAUUAAACACUUCAUGGCAUCGGGUAAAAGUUCAAGCCACUCACUCCAACCUGUAAAAGUAGCAACAACUUUCCAAUUGAGCCUGCUUGACCCAUCCCCACCCCAACUUUAUGCUUUGGUGGAUUUUGAAAAUCUUUCUGAACAGUGAACACUGAAAAUACUGAACAGGCAUCGCGGUAAGCUGUACAAUAAUAUAUUUAUAGAAAUGUAGGUAAGGGGUUAUAAGUAAUCACCUUACUCAAGUAUCGCAUGGAACUUUGUUUCUUCAAGGACAUCAUUUGAGAUCAUAAACAUAACGUGAGGUGUGUAACA